Adineta ricciae is the source of this 7059-nucleotide messenger RNA. The record is from the annotation of a GenBank genome assembly. Lineage: Eukaryota; Metazoa; Rotifera; Eurotatoria; Adinetida; Adinetidae.
AUGUUUGAAGUAAUCUCGAUUGCUCUGUACAUAUUAUCGAAUGUUGUUAUUCUUAACGGACAAUAUGUUCAAACGAUGUUAAUGCAAGAAACAUGCGUUCCGGUGACGGUGACUCUUCGUUGUUCAAACAAUUAUGUCGCUGUUGUCCGAAGUGCGUUGCACGGCGUGGCGCAAGUCGCCGGUUCAUGUUCGUAUCAGCCUGGAGACUGUAUUGUUGAUUCGAUGAGUAGUGUAGCAUGUUUAACCGAUUCUAUUCAAUGUUCAAUCUAUGCUACUCGAAAGAAACUUCCUCAAUGUAAUGAUCAAUACAGUAGUUACUUUCGUGUUGUCUAUGAUUGUGUACCAAUAUCGAUGGAUGAUUCAUUGAAAGAAUAUCAUGUAUGUCAGAAUGGUACUGAGAUAACUACGGAUCAUGGGAUUCUUCGAAGUCCUGGUUAUCCAUCACAGUUUCAAUUGACACCGGUCGAAUGCGUUCGUACAAUACACAUUCCACAAAAUAAAAGUUUACGUUUAUGGUUAACUGAUCUUGCUAUUGACUCAACGAGCACAAACUGUGCGAAUGAUUACGUCUACGUUGUUGAUAACGUUCAAACAUACAAACAAUGUGGUACAAAACGAUAUGCGUAUCCGUAUCUCUGCUCCUCAGCAGUCGUCAUUCAAUAUUUUGUUCAACAUGAUUUUGAUAGUUAUCGAGGAAUGCGAAUGUACUUCGAAAUUAUCGAUCGACCCGCACAUGAUAGUUGCCCGGCAGUAACUGUCACACCAGUGCCAAGCAUAACAACACCGAUUUCAACUUUCGAACCAGGAACCACAACGAAUACACCAGUCUACGUUCUACUUGGUAUUGCAUCACCAAUACGUAGUUUUCAAAUCUGUCCAAGUGAAUUUUACACGAUUAAAUGUCCAAAUGAUUAUCGCAUCGCGGUGACAACAAAUCUGUUUGGUGUCACUCCGUCUGAUCAGUGUGAACCACAUGAUGCAAAUCGUCAUUGUGUUGUUACCACUGGUCCAACAUUUCUAUGUCGACAAACUUGUGUUUAUAUGUAUCCUGGUAAUGAAAUUCUUUCAUCAUGUAAUAACAAAACUGCUGCUUAUCAAUAUGUUGAAUACCAAUGUGUUCCAGCAAAAACUGCUCUCGUCUCUUCGAAUGUUCCAUGUUCCGAUAGUGAAUCGAAGUACAGCAUUCAAAUCGACCGCAAUGGUCGUUUUCAAAGUUAUAACUAUCCUCAGCUAACGCACAUGACCUGCACAUAUCGUCUCAAAGCCAAACCCGGUCAUAUUAUGCAUAUUUAUGCAUUAGAUAUAAGUUUGAACAAUUACAAUCCGAAUUGUCGAUCAAAUACAGUCACAUUUGUCGAAGAUGAUGAUACUCAAGUUGUCAGUUUUUGUGAAGAACGAAGUAGUAGCUUGAUCUAUUCCAGUUGUUCCAAUGAACUUGAUCUACGCUAUGUUGUUACCGAUGAUUUGCAACCGUUUUCCUAUGGUAUUGAACUCUAUAUCGAAAGUCAAGCACGACCAUUCGAUUGGACUUGUGGUGGCGCUUCGUCCACGUCAACUCAGUCAACAACAACUCGAACAACACCCGCACGACCUAAUGCAACAUCAAUCACUAGUCUUUCAUUGAUGACUGCACUGGAUCCGGUUGAAUACGAUAUAUGUUUCAAUGAAACAUUAGUUGGCAUAUGUCCAUACGGAUUCACAUUUCUCAUUGUGAAUGCUUAUUAUGGUGUUAAAAAACAAAUCUCGAACAAAUGCGGUUUUGUACAAGAUGAUUGUCUUCAAGAAGCUACGUCAACCGUUACGCAGUGCCAUACUGACUCGCCGAAUUGUUAUUUAUCGUAUUUGAAUAAGCGCCGACUAGCUCAUUGUUCAGAUAAUUAUGCAGAUUAUUUGCAUAUUACUUAUCAAUGCGUGCCGAGUUUCCCCACAAGUCCCACAUCCAGUUUGAUUAUUUAUGGUAUUUGUAAUACAACGGAUCGGAUAACAGAUACAAAUGGAAUAUUAAUAAGUCCAAAUUUUCCUAAUUAUCAACAGACUAAUAAAGAAUGUAAACGAGAAAUAGUAGGAAUACACGACAGAGCAUUGAAAAUUUGGAUUAAUGAAAUGGCUAUUGCCAGUGAUAAUCAACGUGAUACAGGACAUUCGGAUGCGCCAGAUUUGACACUUCAUAAAACAAGCAAUCUUGGACUAGAUUAUUAUUCAACUAUUCGCGAUGCAUGCAUAGAUAACUAUCUAAUUAUUGAUACUGCACACAUUGUCUAUGUCUACUGUGGCAUACGAAAGCUAGUUCUUGAACCUCUUUGUACAACAAGUGUCAUUAUUCAAUACAAAACAAGUGCACUAUCGAAUCUCUCGUACAAAGGUUUCAAACUAUAUUUCGAAUGGAUCGAAAAACCAAUGGAUAUAUUUUGUCAAGGUACGCCUUCAACUUACAAUCCAUCUCUAUCAACUACAACCUCUGUGUCAGAGUCCUUACCGACAUGGGCACAAAAUCUCGAUGUUUCUUAUCCUCUCAAUAAACAUGUCUGUCUUGGCACGAUGGAAACCUUACAAUGUCCACGUGGCAAUGAUUAUGCGCUAGCAAUUCGAAAUUCAAAUUAUGGGGUCACCGGAACGGGUUUAUGCGAAUUCCCAUCAUUCUCUCAUUGCCGUCAAGAAGCAUCCUUAGGUUUAACUUGUCAACAUACCUGCUCGGUGGAAUAUCUCAUACCUAAACCAUUAUCUCAAUGUAAUAAUCAAAACGGUGAUUAUCUGAAAAUAGAAUACGAAUGCAUACCAACACGUUUACCAAAUCAUGAAAGCCCACUUGACAUCUGUGCAUCUAUACCAACUGAAACUGUUGCUAUUGACAAAGGUAUGAUGGUAAGUCCACAGUAUCCAGCGCUGAGUAGCGGCCACAGCUGUUCGAAAAGAAUCGAAACUCUACCAAGUAAAUUAUGGAUGGUCUAUCUUGUUGAUUUGUUUUUGGAAAGUGAAGACGAUUUUGGUGGUUGUAUGGAUACAUCGUUAACAAUUUAUGAUGGAAAAGAUAAGAUUGUUCUGUGUGGUUUGCAACAGCCCGGACUAGUUCUCUUCAGUUGCUCUAAUAUCGUUCAAUUUGACUUUAUCUCAAGUCACCAAGCACUUGGCUAUCGGGGUUUCAAAGUUUAUUUUAAAACGAUCGACAUACCUAUCGGGUGGUCAUGCGUACCGAGUGGAUUUAGUACAACUACGAAACGAACAACAACUUCAUCGUUAUUUCCCUUGACGACUCUCAUUCCGCCAAGUUUUCAAAUUGUUGCCUACGGUGGAUUGACUACUCCUGGAGUCCGACAAUAUUGCCAUUUUCCAUUUAUUUAUCAAGACGUUCAACAUACGAGCUGUGUUUCUAGUAUACCACCAUUUCCAACACCAGAACAAACGGUAUAUGAUCCAUGGUGUUCAGUAACUGGCAAUCUUGACACUGAUGAAAAAUGGGGAUUCUGUGAUAUCGGUGUGACAGAUUCUACAUUUUAUGACUUAUGUCGAGGCCAAUUACGAAGUCUUAAAUGUCCAUCUGGUUAUGUGAUUGACAUUAUUACAGCGGAUUAUGCAGCAAAAACUGAUGAAGCAACAGAUGCUAACGCAUGCUUUUACGAUGAAAACGAUUGUUUUCAAAGUGGUUCAUCCAUUAUAGAAAAUGCAUGUGCCGGUCGAACAUCUUGCACAGCGUAUCAUUAUUCGAAAACGUUAGCAGCAUGUCAAAAUCGACCAUCUGCUUAUUUACAUCUUGGUUACACUUGUGUUCCAAAUACUGUUGAAAAUAUUACUACUUAUGACAUAUGUAAUAAUCAAAUAAAGCCGACCGGCGAUAUUCGUCGUGGAUAUCUAACUUCACCGAACUUUCCCAAUUCGAAAACGAAUAUCAAUUGUACAUAUGAUUUGCAUAUUUUAAAACCUCAUCGCGACAUUUAUCUUUACAUUAUUGAUAUGGAUUUGAACAUGCCGAAUUUAGUUGAACAGAAUUGCAACAAAGAUCGAUUGAUUGUCAAUGCUGAUGGUAGUGUUACUGAAUGGUGCGGUCGAUCACCCACGAAUCUUCUUCUACGAACAUGCCAUGCAUCUUUAUCUUUACAAUUAAUCCGAUCAACGGAUGCCAAAGGACGUGGAAUAAAAUUAUAUUUCGAAUUUCGACAACGAGCACCAACUGAAAUCUGCGAAGAAGUUAUUACACCCAGUCCUCGACCAACCUUGUCCCCGCCAUUACCAACUGUUCCAUCGCGUCCGAAUUAUUUUCCCGAUCCAUCCCCUCGAAUGAUCAAAACUCUCUGCUAUCCAGAUGUUUCCGCAUUGCUGGGUGCAAAUAACGUUCAGUGUCCAUCCGACUACAUCAUCGUUAUCCAUCGAGCAUUCUAUGGCAAGGGUAAUCAGUGUGCUUAUACGCCAGGUGAUUGUACAAGCGAAGCUGGCAAUGUCCAUCGACUAUGUUCAGGAAAUCAAGCAUGUUCAGUAUCAUUUCUAAGCAUAUUCAACUUAGCGGAAUGCGAUGAAGCUAUUGCAAACUAUCUUUCUAUCCAAUAUCAAUGUUUACCAACAGCAACAAUUGUUCCAACGAUUGCUGAUGCUUGCAGCAAUCCGAAUGAUCAGCUAACACCAAUAAGUGGACUGUUACAAAGCACGUCCUACCCGAAUUACACUCAGACUCAGUGCGCUAAUACAACGUUAAGCGCACCAGAAGGUUCUAAUCUUGUUAUUUACAUCUAUUUGAUUGAUCUUGACAUCGAUGUACCUGACACUCAAACCGGUCAAUGUAACAAUGAUUAUCUUCUAAUGUCGUAUCAAUGCAACAAUGACUGGUACAAUAUUAGACUCUGUGGUACACAUUAUACAGAAGUUUUAUUUGAUACAUGUUCACCAACGGAUGCAAUAUUAAUUUCAUAUAAUUUAACAAGUUCCAAGCCACAAUCGCGACGUGGUUUCUCCUUUCUCUAUCAUCUUCUACCAGCAUCGAUUCGAACAACACCACUAAUUACGUCAAAAGCAAGUACAUCAAUUACAACUACAGAAAUGAUCAUUGGGCCUGGUCCAGUCAGCACAGCUAUAUCUCAAUCGACUGCAUGUGUGCAACAAAACAUGCAAUUAAAAUGCAAUCCAAACUAUGGCCUUGUUCUACAUAAGAUUGAUCUUGCUGUUAGUCGUACUGGUAGUUGCAAUUAUUCAACAGAUGAUUGUUUCGAAGAACGAACGUACUUGCAUGGUACUUGUGGCGGUCAAUCAUCAUGCUUUAUAUUUGUUCCGUUGCUCAGUCUAACGAAAUGUAAUAACUCAAAGUCGAAUUAUUUCUAUGCAGAAUACCAAUGCAUCCCAUUAAAACCCAAACUUAUGGUUGACAUUUGUUUAUCAACAACUGAACUGCAAAGUGUCAAAGGCGGUGCGAUUAUUCAAACGAAAGGUUAUACAUCGGAAAACAGGAGAUGUCAUGUUCAAUUACAAUCGGAAAAAUCUUUAGCCAAUCCUUCUCAUAAAGCAUUUGCUGUUUACGUUCUUAUGCUUGAUUUACCAUUUCGAGCAUUUCGUGAACAAGGGACACAAUGUUAUGACAACGAUCCGUAUAUCGAAAUCAUUGAUACACAAAUAGGUACAACACGUCUUUGUGGAAACAUGCAUACACGUCAAUUAUUUGACACUUGUUCUGAUACAAUUGAAAUUCGCUAUAAUAAUUUCAAUAUUGGACUAGCUGAUCGAUAUAAAGGUUUUCAAUUAUAUGUUGAGUCAAUCGAGAAGAAAGAAUGCUCGCAAUUUGUUACAACAACUCCAGUGAAACAGCGAGAACCAUUUGUUAUCCACCAAGAAACUGUUUGUGAAACAGCUAGUCAAAUUAGUUUUUCGUGUACAGUAAAUCAUGGUCUUGUCUUUCUUCAGUCGUAUGAAUAUGUGACGAGUGAUCCACAAGCAUGUAAUAUCAGUCAACAAACUUGCCACUAUUUGUCUGAACAACCACAGGCACUCUGUUCUGGUCAGCAAAUUUGUUCUUAUGUUCAUACAAUUCCAAUCGGCCCCCAUUUGAACACAUGCCAAGGAAUUAAAGGCGAUUUACUUCAAUUUUCGUAUCAAUGUAUUCCAAUGAGACCAACAGAAGUGUAUCCAAAAGCAACGUUUUGUGACGAUCAAAUCAUUACGUUCAGUCGAGGUUUUAUCGAUACACCGAAAUAUCCAAAUACAUAUGGAAAUGGUCAACAACAGUGUAGUCUACGUAUCGUGCCAGCAAAUGCUUCUGAAAGUGAACAACUUUCAAUCUUUCUUUACAUUAUCAACUUAUCAAUUCGUGAUUCAUCAACAACGAAUUCAACGUCAUCAGCAAUUGAGUGCUAUGAUUCGAUUACAUACCGCGAUGGACAGACGAGCGAAACAUUAUGUGGCCUUAUCGAUCAACCUGUACUAAAACAUCAGACAAAUCAAAACUAUUUGGAAUUAACCUUGAAUAUAACCGAGUCUCACUCAAAUAUAUCAUCCCAAUGGUAUGGUGCACGAUUGUUUUUUUUCGUUGCAAACCAUUCCCGUCCUUUUGAAACAACAACUUUUGUCUCAACUGCGUUCACAUCUACACAAACAGUAACAACAAAGCCAAUCGUAGAUAUGACUACAAAACCGACAUUGAAAGGUCCUAAAUACGGGCCCAUGAUUGCUGGAAUCGUCACCGGACUGGUCGUUCUAUUGAUAGUAGCCGCACUUGCUUUUGUAUAUUAUCGCCGUCGUUCGUUUAAGCCGCCCAUUGAAACUCCAUUAGUUGAAUAUCGGAAAAAACCUAAUUUGACUGAUGAGAAUACAACUGAUGAGUCGUCAGAAAAACGUUGCAGUAGUAUUCCGACAUCAUCGUUAAGAGCUAAAACCUAUCAUGAACAAAUCCAAAUAAAAGACGGUUCAAUCGGCAAUAGUUAUGAGAAAAUUUUCAGUCGUUUUCUCAACGACAGCGUAACGCAGAUUACUGUUCAAGAUCCAUACAUACGAGCUUACCAUCAGAUAAGCAAUUUCGUACGUUUCUGCGAAGCUGCGAUCAAAUCAUCAGCGAAUGUCAAACAAAUUGAAUUGAUAACAAAAUGA